AUGGUAAAUGACGCACAAGUACAGUCGCCGCCAAAUUUGGAUGUGCGUGGCGACGAACGCACAAACGAAAAGUGUGAUGUAAAUAGGAGUGUUAAAGUUUUGGAGUAUAAGGGACUGCUCUGGACAUGUGGUUUGAGGCAAAUAUGUUUAACUGCACUCUGGCUUCCAUUAGGUGCUUUAAUAUUUUGUUAUGUCACAGCGUCUAUGUUUCAAGCAGAUGACAUACAUGAAACGCAUUGUAGGGUCUACAAUGUAGUUCCAUCAAUUAGUGCAAUUACUGGGAUAAGCCCACAGAGAUAUGUUUGGAGGAUAUGCAUCGCUUUCCAUUUAGGACCAAGAUUGUUGAUAGGUUCUUUAUACUACAACUACCACAAGGAGCGCACGGCUCAUAUUACCGAGGAAAAGGAUUCAGCUGCAUUUAGGCAAGCUGUCGGGAAUGAAGUGUGCUCAAGGUGCUUUUGUGUUGUUAAAUUCGCUUGA
Molecule: messenger RNA, 480 nt
Organism: Spodoptera exigua (beet armyworm)
Lineage: Eukaryota; Metazoa; Arthropoda; Insecta; Lepidoptera; Noctuidae
Source: the annotation of a GenBank genome assembly